AUGAGAUGUCUGCCAAAUGCCAAGAUUGCUGAAGUUCUAUUUCUGCAAGACCGAAAUAUUGUGUGUUCUUUGGAGAGACAAGUACAAGAAGACAAAGUUCGAAGGAAAAGGGAAGUUGUUUCAAACAAAGAUGUGAUGAAAUGCGUUGUAGACACAAUAGUCUUACUGGGAAAGCAAGGACUAGCAUUUAGAGGUCAUUGUGAAUCUCUUACAUGUACUAACAACAUGGGAAGUUUCAUUGCAGUGCUAGAAUUUCUUUCUAUCUACGAUGCUACAAUUCGUGAUCAUCUUGAGAAAGUUCGCCAACAGCAAAAAUCGGAGAAUUCAACAGGAUCAACGGUUAAACGGAAGGGCACCAGAGUGAAGAAAGCAAGAGGGUGGGGAUCAAAACUUACGUUUCUCAGUAAUAGAACCCAAAACAAAGUUAUUGACGUGAUUGGGAAGCUUGUAAAGUCUGCUAUAGUGAAGAGUAUCAACGACUGCAAAGCUUGGGCUUUGAUAGCUGACACAACGCCUGACGUAAGUCAUCAUGAACAACAUAGUAUUUGUGUUAGAAUUGUAGACAAAUAUGGCUAUUGUUUUGAGCAUUUACUAUGUUGCACCAGAGCAUCUGGUACCACAGCGCGAAGUCUCUUCAACACUAUAAUGAAAGCGUUAAAGGCUGAAGGAGUAACGUUUGGUAAAAUCGUCGCACAAACGUAUGAUGGAUUUUAACGCUGAUGAUUUUGAAAGCCUGUUUAUAACGAUUCCAGAAACGGAUUUUGUGUUGAAAAAGGAUGCUGUUCCUACUAUACACCACCAAGAAGAUCCUGAAGCCGAGAUGGCUGAUUCGCGAUCAACUAGAAAGCAUCACAGUGUAAGUGCAAAUAUGUGCUGUAUAUACUAUUCAUUGCUGAUAUUGUCACAUUUUUAAAUGGACUCACUUUCUCACAGAUAUACGUCACCUUCGUUUAAAUAGGUUAUAAGGGGAUUGCUAAAAGAAAACAAGGCCAAAACCUCGGCCAAAACCAGUGAGGACACCGAGGAAGAAAUCUCAACAACAUCGCCUGAAAAUGUUGCAUUUCUGUCAGAGCCUGAUUUAGCAGUUAACUGCAUUUAUCAUGUGGAACAAUCUUUGACUGUAAGUCAAAAUAUUUAUCUAUUUAUUCCAAUCAAAAUAUUACUGAUCUCACAAAUAUAUAAAUUAUUUCGUAGACGCAAGGUGCUUCCAGUCAAACACCCGAGUGUCUAGGUUGCAAAAAAUUAUCGAGUCAAAAUCGCCAGCUCCAGAACAAGAUCAUUGAUCUCCAAGCGAAGAUACAGGAUCAGUUAACUGAAAUUCAGCAACAAAAAGGUAAAAUUAAUUUUGUUGAUGCAAAAUUAAAUAAGAAAUUAAAGGCAGCAAGAAAAGAGUUGGAGACAAUGGCACACGCUCCCAUGAACUUUAUGCUAGAAAAGAAGCCACAAAAGGAAGCAACAGAAGCAUGGAGAAAGAGAAAAUCAAUGGUCGUACAAAGGUCCCAAGGACUUUGCAAGGUACUGUACAGCUUGUGCUAA
Messenger RNA from Paramuricea clavata, 1536 nucleotides. NCBI's taxonomy places the organism in Eukaryota, Metazoa, Cnidaria, Anthozoa, Malacalcyonacea, Plexauridae. The record is from the annotation of a GenBank genome assembly.